UAUAAAAACAAAAAAUAUCAGGCUCCUGCUAUGUAGUAGGAGGGGACAGAGGGGGAAUUUUACUACAGUGAUGAAGAUCAUAUGACUCACAUUACAUGAAGAUCAUAUUGAGUUACAGAGGCUAUUAUAGCAGUCUGGCACUUGUUGACUAGUGAGAGAGCUUAUGAAUAGAGUCUGUAAGUAAAAUAGGCAUAAUUAUACUUUUAACUGCUAAAGUAUAUUUUCUACUCCCAGAAUGAUGAGCUUUCUUGGCAUACUGCUACUUUUGAUUACUUUGCUACUUGUUUAUUGUUGCUAUCGUUUGUAUCAUGCGUAUGGUGUCCUUAAGAGGCUGGGAAUCCCUCAUCCUCCCGUUACGCCUUUAAUGGGAAAUGGAAUAGAACUUUUAAAAAUGUCUUCAACUGAUUUUCAAGGAAAAUGGAUUGCUAAAAGUGGAAAGGUGUUUGGUUAUUAUAUGGGUACAAAGGUGAGAAUUGUAAUAGCUGAUCUUGACAUACUCAAGGAGAUCAUGAUAAAGCAGUCCAGCAAAUUUAUCAAUGUAGAUGUAGAACCUCAGAUAAUGAUUAAAAUACGUAGAAAUAUUAACAUGGGACCAGGUUUAUCGUUUGAGGAAGGUGAGGAAUGGAAGCGUGUUCGUCGAAUAAUUACUCCAACUUUUUCAAGCAAGAAACUUAAGCUGAUGAUGCCGUUAGUUGAUAAAAGCAUCAAUUCUCUAAUCAGUGUAUUGGAAGACAUUAACAAAAAGGGACAGAGCGUCAAUAUACAAAAAAUCUAUUCUCAGUUUACUAUGGAAACAAUGCUAGCUGUAGCUUUUGGUUCUGAAGUGAAUUUAUUGAAAGGUGAGGGGAGUGCACUUUCAGAAGCAGCUGCUGGGUUUUUCACUGAGUUGAGCGAACCAUUUUUCAUUUGGCACGAAAUUAUUGACAGUUAUUUCCCUACUUUGCUGAAAUUUCUGAGUGUCAUUGGUGCAAGGAUGCUACCAUUAAGCAAACACAUGAAGGUUAUCAAUGAUACCUCAUUGAGUAUUAUAAAAUCAAGAAGAGAGCAAGUGCAACAAAGCCACAAUGGUAACAAGAGGGAAGAUUUUCUUCAAUUAUUAAUGGAUGCUGAAGCACCAGAUGACCCAGAGAAUGAGUCUAGCAUUAAGGCUUCACGUGUACUAACUGACAAACAGAUUGUUGGUCUCUGCUUUGACUUUAUGCUUGCUGGUCAUGACACUACUAGCAGCAUGCUUGCCUUCACUUCAUAUUUUUUAGCAAUAAACCCUCACGAGCAAGAACAACUGUGUCAAGCCAUUGAUGACUACUAUCAGGAAAACGAAAAUCCUUCUUUGUAUGAUGCGUCACAAAAUAUACCUUAUCUUGAUUGGGUCUUGCAGGAAUCAUUGCGCUUAUAUCCACCAGCACCAAAUACUGGUCGUGUGUGUAAUGAGACAUGUACAAUCAAUGGUGUUACAUUCCUUAAAGGGUUUAGAUUUGAUAUUCCCAUACUGAAGAUACACAUGUCACCAGAGUAUUGGGACCAACCUGAAGUUUUCAAUCCAAAACGGUUUAGUCCAGAAGGCAAGGAGGGUAGGAAUCCUCAGGCUUACAUUCCUUUUGGUUCAGGACCAAGGAGUUGUAUUGGAAUGAGGUUUGCACUAAUGGAGGCUAAGGCUUGCUUAGUGAGUAUAUUGAGGAAGUAUAGGUUUGAAAGAUCACCUGAUACUCAGGUUAGCUGAUCACAAUUAUUCAUUAUAGAU
Amphimedon queenslandica is the source of this 1741-nucleotide messenger RNA. RefSeq names its product cytochrome P450 3A8-like. Gene Ontology annotation, molecular function: steroid hydroxylase activity; heme binding; oxidoreductase activity, acting on paired donors, with incorporation or reduction of molecular oxygen. The record is from RefSeq and is a predicted model, not a curated record. Bases 236 to 1720 code for a protein of 494 amino acids. Lineage: Eukaryota; Metazoa; Porifera; Demospongiae; Haplosclerida; Niphatidae. The transcript has 12 exons.